Messenger RNA from Limulus polyphemus (Atlantic horseshoe crab), 2301 nucleotides. RefSeq names its product leucine-rich repeat extensin-like protein 2. The record is from RefSeq and is a predicted model, not a curated record. Bases 1 to 1389 code for a protein of 462 amino acids. The transcript has 6 exons. NCBI's taxonomy places the organism in Eukaryota, Metazoa, Arthropoda, Merostomata, Xiphosura, Limulidae.
AUGUUUCUCCAUAACAGGCCGGAGUACAAACCAAGAAGUCCAGUGUCAUCCCCUGUCAUUCAGAGGUCCGCUGUCCUACGGGCACUGCAUGAAGAGGAAGCGAAAGGAAGACGACACAUGGAACGUCCUAUCACUCCUCCAACAUCCAUGAAACAGCCACCACCUCCUCCCCCUAAGCCUAAACCUUCAGUUCGUAGUGAAAUUUUAAAAUCACCCCCAGGGGCAUACACGACUUCACCUUUUCACCAGAGAUCUGAGAGGAUUUCUCAUUUUGGCUGGGACCAGGAAGAGAGCAAGACAACCAUGUACCAGUCAAAACAGCAAUAUUAUCAAACUGAGUGGCCUUACAGAGAAGCUGUUCCUCAGGAAAAACAAGUAACAGAUUCUUAUCUACAACGAGCUACUCCCCCUGUUCGAAAUCAUCCGUCAUACCAACAGAAAGCUGCUCCUCCGGCUCCUCCCCGCGCUUUUCAAGCAUCGUAUCCACAACACCAACCAGCAACCGUUCAGUUACCAUAUCAACACACAACUACCUCAAGUGUCCAACUAACAGCUCGACAACCUAAUACUCCUCCCACAGUACGACGUGCUGAACCACCCUUUUACCAGGAGCAGCCCCCCUCACCCCAAGCUACGGUUGGUUCUGUUCAGUCAACCCUCGUAUUUGAUCAACCCAGGUUCCCACAAACAUCUGGGAUCUCCACCCAAGCGAAGGGCAUUUCUCAUAAUGCCCCUUCAUCCCCUACAACUGAACCUGUUCAACGAAAUUAUCAAGGGUUGUCUCAACAAACGUCAUCGUUUGCUCCAAGCUCAGUGGCCUCACGUAGUCAACCUUACUGGCCACAACAGAACCGUCCAGCUAGCCAAUCACCUAUGACCAGGAUGUCCCCCAGCCCAACCGCCUCCCCUUCUUUGUCUCGUAAACUUCGGACUUCAGAAGGAAUUUGGCCACCCAAGAAUCCCAAGGCUCGAGAGCAUCCAAGAACAGGAUUUUCUCCUGGCUGGACUCAAGAAAGUAGCCAUGGAAAGAAGCUCCUCUGGCCACCCCCGAAACAUGGUGAAUCAGACGAUGAGUUUGGAGAUCGUACUACACCGACUACUCCACCUCGUGCAGGCACUGUCACUAAUGCAUGGCACCCUCAACCCUCUACACCUCCUUGUCGCACCCCUCCGUUUGCUGGAGGAUCCCCUUUACUGGGCCGUCGAAACAAGGACAUCGCAUGGCCACCACCGCAGUCACAAAAUGUCAUUUCGAAGAGGUCCUCUUCCAGGCCUUUAAGGAAGGCUCAAAGUUUCGAAGAUUACAUAGUGCAGCAUGCCAGUGUUACCGUCCCUCCCACCUAUAGACCACCCCCUGGUUCUCAGCAUGUGCAGCCUACCCAUGCGUAGGGUAGAAUGAUCUAGCUUUUAGAUGAUAAAAGUUUUACUAUUCUUCUCUUGUAGUUAGAAUGAUAGGAGUUUGAAUGCAGUUACGACGGGAUUACAUUUUAUUAUAUGUUGUUUUGCUAUAUAUGUUCAGUUUGUGUAUUGAAGCACAGAAUUAGUCAAAGAAUGCUUCACUUUGUAAAGAAUCCGACAAUUAGUUUCGCAAAUCGGAAGCGUUCUAGAAUGUUCUAUUUGUAUUGAUAUUUAUUUAUCUCAGAUGGCUUCCGUUUAAUUCGUUAAUUUUUAAGGAACGAACAAACCAAUGUUUUAUUUGUUUUUUCUUUUACACCAUGUUUCACACGAUUUCGUUUUUUAAGACAUUUUGAACAUAAUUAAGUUUUGAUAUCAUAUUUAUUUACUUCAUGUUCCACUUUAACACUGCUUUGAGAGGUAUGUUUAGAGCUGAAAACAAUGCGCGGGUAACAGAUAUAUUGUUCCCCCAAAAACCAAACGCUUCGCUUCUUUUAACCUUCCUACUAAUAUUAACUCAGUUUCCUACAGAUAAAUGUGUUGACUCUCCAAAAACAACGGUGGAAAUCGAUCACAGCUACCACUAUCUGGAGUGUCCAUCAUUUCCACAGAUGAAGCUCUGAUGUAAACAACCACUUGUUUCACGUAUUUCUCAGCUUUUCUUUGCUCUUAGAAUAGAAUGUAUAAAAAUGUGUACGUCACGUUGUUUAACAUUUUAAACGUAUUUUGUAUAUUAAUGCUGUGAUACUGAUUGUUGUUCAAUAAAGGAUUCUCAGACCUUUCCUGUGACAUCUCUCGUUACAUCACGUAGGAAUACAAUAUCUAAAUACCAUAUGUUAAAAUAUAACGGUUGACUAACAAACAGACUAGCUAUUGUGACAGCUUCUAAAUAUUUCUACUUCUGUU